Molecule: messenger RNA, 1817 nt
Organism: Dipodomys spectabilis (banner-tailed kangaroo rat)
Lineage: Eukaryota; Metazoa; Chordata; Mammalia; Rodentia; Heteromyidae
Gene: Bckdk
Product: branched chain keto acid dehydrogenase kinase
Exons: 12
Coding region: 256-1491 (411 amino acids)
Biological process (GO): regulation of glucose metabolic process; protein phosphorylation
Cellular component (GO): mitochondrion
Molecular function (GO): pyruvate dehydrogenase (acetyl-transferring) kinase activity
Source: RefSeq, a predicted model, not a curated record
UCGGCGUGACGUCACCGCAGGAGAAGGCGCAGGCGGCUUGCUAGCCCGGCCAGCCGACUGGGCGGCUCCGCUCGGACCCGGGCCCUGGCGCGAUGGGAGCUGCUUUCCAGGGACUGAGCUUGUCAGCACCCUCGAUGGAACCUCGCUCCUGAAAGCAGGGAAGAACCCUUGCCCAGACACUCUUUUUGCCCCAUCUUGGGGUCGCCUCCGUCUGUUGGGCCCUCAGUCUAGUUCGCUCAAGGAGCGGAACGGAUCAUGCUGGCGUCCGUGCUGGGGAGCUGCCCGCGGGGCGGGCUUCCACUCCGGCCCCUCUUGGGGUCCACACUCUCACUCCGAGCCCGGUCCACAUCAGCCACCGAUACACACCACGUAGAGAUGGCACGGGAACGCUCCAAGACCGUCACCUCCUUUUACAACCAAUCAGCCAUCGAUGUGGCAGCAGAAAAGCCCUCAGUCCGCCUCACUCCCACCAUGAUGCUCUAUUCUGGCCGAUCUCAGGAUGGCAGCCACCUUCUGAAAAGUGGCCGCUACCUGCAGCAAGAGCUGCCAGUGAGGAUUGCUCACCGGAUCAAGGGUUUCCGUAGCCUCCCUUUUAUCAUUGGCUGCAACCCCACUAUACUGCACGUGCAUGAGCUGUACAUCCGGGCCUUCCAGAAGCUGACGGACUUCCCUCCGAUCAAAGACCAGGCGGACGAAGCCCAGUAUUGUCAGUUGGUGCGACAGCUGCUAGAUGACCACAAGGAUGUGGUGACCCUCUUAGCUGAGGGCCUGCGUGAGAGCCGGAAGCACAUAGAGGACGAAAAGCUGGUCAGAUACUUCUUGGACAAGACACUGACUUCAAGGCUUGGGAUUCGUAUGCUGGCCACUCACCACUUGGCACUGCAUGAGGACAAGCCUGACUUUGUUGGCAUCAUCUGUACUCGUCUCUCACCAAAGAAGAUUAUUGAAAAGUGGGUGGACUUUGCCAGACGCUUGUGUGAGCACAAAUAUGGCAAUGCUCCCCGUGUGCGCAUCAAUGGACACGUCGCUGCCCGCUUCCCCUUCAUCCCUAUGCCGCUGGACUAUAUCUUGCCUGAGCUACUCAAGAAUGCCAUGAGAGCCACGAUGGAGAGUCACCUGGACACCCCAUACAAUGUCCCAGAUGUGGUCAUCACCAUCGCCAACAAUGAUAUUGAUCUGGUCAUCAGGAUUUCAGACCGAGGUGGCGGAAUUGCUCACAAAGACCUGGAUCGGGUCAUGGACUACCACUUCACCACAGCUGAGGCUAGCACCCAGGAUCCCCGGAUCAGCCCCCUCUUCGGCCACCUGGACAUGCACAGUGGCGGCCAGUCAGGACCCAUGCACGGCUUUGGCUUCGGGUUGCCCACAUCGAGGGCCUACGCAGAGUACCUUGGCGGGUCCCUGCAGCUUCAGUCCCUGCAGGGCAUCGGCACAGAUGUCUACCUGCGGCUUCGCCACAUCGAUGGCCGGGAGGAGAGCUUCCGAAUCUAACCCCAUGGCCUGUGGCCUGCCUGCCUGGGCUGGAUCCUUACUCCCUGCCAGGACCUUCGUGGUCAAGCAGGGGUCACUCUGCCCCACAUAGUGUUGCAUCAGUCUAACAGACUGACUUACAUGGAGAAGGCAUCACUCCUCAGUGGGGCCUGCCGCUUCCUUUCCCUGGAGGUAGGGGAGGAAGAAGCGGAGACCCUGGAGGCCUCUAAUGCCAGCUCUGUCAUUCUCGCUCCUGGGGAAGCCCUACUCUGACCUGCUGUUUGUUAUUAAAGUUCUCAUUUUGAAUGCCCUUUUGGGCCCUGGUGUGGGGAAGGCAGGUGAACUUU